GAGAGAGAGAGAGAGAGAGAGAGCUCAGUCCCUCUCAGUGCUUCCCUCUUCCUUCCUCCUCUCUAUAUUACAAAGGCAAAAGCCCAUUCCCUUAAACCUCCUUCUCCCCCGCCAUUGCAAAAGUCUCCACCUUUCUUCCUCCCCUUUUCUAGUGGGUCUAUACAGAGCCAAACCCAGAAGCUAGAAUUGAAUCAGCAAACCGAAUAAAUAAGGGAAAAGGAAGAAGAAGCUCUGCAUAUCUGGAAGAAGUACUAGUUGUUUGUGGAAAUGGCGAGCUGAGAUGAGAUCUUUACAAAGAGCUAAAAGGAUAUCCUUAUAUCCUUCAUCAGCUGAUGCUUAGCCAAACAUGAGGGUUUGAUUUGGAUGUUGAUAAUCCUUGAGAUCAAGAACUUGUGGGCAGCUUGAAGAAACAAUGCCAAAUCAGCUAUGGUUUGCACUGCUAAUGAUUUGUCAGAAUGGAAGGACUUCCCAAAGGGUCUUAAGGUCCUUCUUCUGGAUGAAGACAUCAGUUCAGCUGAUGAGAUAAGAUCAAAGCUGGAGGCAAUGGACUAUGCUGUUGCUACUUUCUGCAAUGAAGAGGAAGCCUUAUCAGCAUUCUCAGACAAACCGGAAAGCUUCCAUGUUGCUAUUGUUGAGGUGACGGUAGGCAAUGGCAAUGGGAGUUUUAAAUUCCUCGAAAGUGCUAAGGAUUUGCCUACCGUUAUGACUUCCAAUGUCAAUUGCCUUAGCACAAUGAUGAAAUGCAUCGCGCUAGGCGCAAUGGAGUUCCUCCAUAAACCACUCUCUGAAGACAAAUUACGGAACAUAUGGCAGCACGUUGUUCAUAAGGCCUUUAAUGCAGGGACAGCAACUGUCCAAUCUGAAUCGUUGAAAUCCAUGAAAGAUUCAGUGGUUUCCAAGUUGCAGCUCAAAGUAGAGAUUGAGGAGGCAGGUAAUGGGAAAUCGGAUAAUGAUGCAGAAACCGAGAAUAAUGUGUCCCCCACGGAUGACAACAAUGGUGGUAGUGAUGUGUACCCGGCUCCUUCGACUCCUCAGCUGAAACAAGGCGGACGGUUGUUGGACGAUGGAGAUUGUCAAGAUCAUACUAAUUUCUCAACAGAGAAAGAAACUGCUGAGCAAGAGGAGGAGUCUAAAUUUGUCGAAACUUCAGUUGCAAUGGCUGAAUUGAGUAUGCAGGUGGAUACUGAGAACAUAACUGAUGGAAAAAUCAAAGAAGAGGAUGACUUGUCAAGUGGUACCAGGCCCGACAAUCCCACGAGUCCUCUUGCCCAAAAUAGCAUGGAUCACAAGAAGUCUGAUGGUGUUCAAGACGGAUCCAAAGCAUCUAGUCUUAAAACUUCAGGAAUAACUAAAGCUAGUCGAAAGAAAAUGAAGGUAGACUGGACGCCGGAGCUGCACAAAAAGUUUGUGCAGGCUGUGGAGCAACUAGGUGUAGAUCAAUCCAUUCCGUCAAAAAUACUGGAGCUGAUGAAAGUUGAGGGCUUGACUAGGCAUAACGUAGCAAGCCAUCUUCAGAAAUAUCGAAUGCAUAAGCGGCACAUUCUACCGAAAUCAGAUGACCGGAGGUGGCCGCAACAACAGAAAGAUCAAACGAAACGGAGCUACUAUCCCACCCAUAAACCCAUCAUGGCUUACCCCCCUCCUUAUCAUCAACACUCUAAUCAUCCUUUCCCACCAAACUCCUCUGUCUACCCCAUGUGGGGAGCAACAGCAGCAGCUGGUAUUCACCCACCUGAAGUCCAGAUGUGGGGACAUCCUGGCUAUUUACCAUGGGCAGCAUCACCUGCAGAAAGUUGGCAUUGGAAACCUUACCCAGCGAUGCAUGCAGAGGCAUGGGGUUGCCCUGUGAUGCCACAGCCACCACCACAGUUGCCUUAUAAUUGCUUGCCUCAAGUAAGUACAUUGCGGAAGUUUUUGCUGCACAAGCAAAAUGCAUGUAUGCGUAGUAUAUUUGACUUUGUUGCAGUACCGAGCUCUGACGAUUGGAUUAUGCAGAAUCAACCAAAUUUCUAUGGUGCCACCAGCAUUGCUGAUAACCAUCACUGCAGUAUGCUGCAGAAUACUUUUGACCUACAGCCGGCAGAAGAAGUGAUAGACAAAGUAGUGAAAGAAGCCAUCAGCAAGCCAUGGCUGCCACUGCCCUUAGGGCUAAACCCUCCUUCCACUGAUAGUGUUCUAGCUGAACUCUGUAGACAAGGCAUCUCAGCAAUACCUCCACACAACAUCAAUAAUGGCUCCAAUUAUUCAUCUUGAUCACAAGGGUCCCGCAUUGCUAAUGAUGAUUCAAUGACCAUUAGCAUAUCUGAUGCAGGAUUUUGCCCCCAACAAAUAAUUCUUAGCAGAAGCUCCAUUAUUUCUUGACACAAAUGUGCAAAAAAGAAAGGACCCUUGACCUGUUUUGGUUAGGUGAGUUUGCUGGUUGGUGGCAUCUGCAUGAUAGUGAUGAUGAGGGGGAGUUCAUCUUAUCACUGUUUGUUUUGAGAGACCAUCAAUCAAAAUGGUCACAUGAAGAAGACACAAUUCUGAAAAAGAGGAGAUAAGAAACAGAAGAAAAGCUUUUCUGUCUCGUUGUUCCUAUCCCCAAAUUUCCUUGAGUGGGGAGGAGGAAGAAAAUAAUAGAGCCCGAGAGAAGUGAAGGGGUCAACAAGUUUGCAGGAAGGCCACGUUUAUGCAUUGUGAACCACUCUUUGAGAUGAGUGGCUGUAAAUAGAAGAAUUGGAAGGCGGGAAACAUCAAGUUGUAGUUUGGUUGUUUUUUUCGUCCUGAAUCUUGAUGAUGAUCUCGUGUUCUUAUUGAUGUUUGUCUUGACUCUUCUCUUGUUGUGUUCAUCCCAUUCCGCUUUCUUUUUGCUUAUUUUCAAAAGUCUAAUCAAGAUUGGAUCAUUUUGUAAAAAAAAAAAAAAAGAUUGGAUCAGAUACGUAUCUCUUUUAAGAUAGUGUUUACUCUAUUUU
This is a messenger RNA of Linum tenue, 2951 nucleotides long. The record is from the annotation of a GenBank genome assembly. Lineage: Eukaryota; Viridiplantae; Streptophyta; Magnoliopsida; Malpighiales; Linaceae.